Molecule: messenger RNA, 1428 nt
Organism: Cucumis sativus (cucumber)
Lineage: Eukaryota; Viridiplantae; Streptophyta; Magnoliopsida; Cucurbitales; Cucurbitaceae
Product: ribonucleoside-diphosphate reductase small chain
Exons: 1
Coding region: 89-1078 (329 amino acids)
Biological process (GO): deoxyribonucleotide biosynthetic process
Molecular function (GO): oxidoreductase activity
Source: RefSeq, a predicted model, not a curated record
ACCUCUCCACUCCUUCCUCCACCAUCGAAAAAUCCCCCAAUUUCACAGCCUCAACCUUUUUAUUCAUCCCCUCUUCCAAUUCCCCGCCAUGCCUUCCAUUCCCGAUGAGCCUCUCCUCGCCCCUAACCCUGAUCGCUUCUGCAUGUUCCCCAUUCAAUAUCCCCAAAUCUGGGAGAUGUACAAGAAGGCCGAAGCCUCCUUCUGGACCGCCGAAGAGGUCGAUCUCUCUCAAGACACUCGCCAUUGGGAUUCCUUAACUUCCGACGAGAAGCAUUUCAUCACUCACGUCCUUGCCUUCUUCGCUGCCUCUGAUGGUAUCGUCUUGGAGAACCUUGCCGGUCGGUUCAUGAAGGAAGUUCAAGUCGCUGAAGUCAGAGCCUUCUACGGUUUCCAAAUUGCUAUCGAGAACAUUCAUUCCGAGAUGUAUAGUCUUCUCCUCGAAACUUACAUCAAAGAUUCGAAUGAGAAGAAUCGCUUGUUUCAUGCUAUUGAUACUGUCCCCUGUGUCAAGAAGAAGGCCGAUUGGGCGUUGAAGUGGAUUGACAGCACGGAGUCAUUUGCUGAGCGGAUUUUGGCAUUUGCUUGUGUUGAGGGAAUUUUCUUCUCAGGUAGUUUCUGUUCUAUUUUCUGGUUGAAAAAACGUGGGUUAAUGCCUGGACUAACAUUCUCAAACGAGUUGAUUUCAAGAGAUGAAGGUCUUCAUUGUGAUUUUGCAUGUUUGUUGUAUUCGUUGUUGAGGAAGAAAUUGAAUGUGGAUCGAGUGAAGGAGAUUGUUAUGGAGGCUGUGAAUAUAGAGAGGGAAUUCGUUUGUGAUGCUUUGCCGGUGGCUCUAGUUGGAAUGAAUGGAGACCUUAUGAGCCAAUACAUUGAAUUUGUGGCAGAUAGAUUGGUUGGAGCAUUGGGGUAUGACAAAAUCUACAAUGUGCAAAAUCCAUUUGAUUGGAUGGAGUUGAUUUCCUUGCAAGGGAAGACUAAUUUCUUUGAGAAAAGAGUUGGGGAAUAUCAAAAGGCAUCUGUGAUGUCAAAUCUAAAUGGAAAUGGAGGAAUUCAUGAGUUUAAGAUGGAUGAAGAUUUCUGAAGAUUGAAGAUAAAGAUGAGUUCACUGUGUAGAAUAAUAUUUGUGGGUUCUUCUUUCUUUUAAUUCUUAUAUGUAGUUUAGUAUUUAGGGAUUAGAUUUGAUUAAGUAUGGUUAAUUUAAGAUUAAAAAAAAAAAAUGUUUCAUGGUUUGGGUUUAGGUUUAUGUUGAAUUUGGUGUGUUAUGGCCACAAACUAUGGCAGAUUUAAGAAGCCUAAGAUAUGAUGAGGGAAAAGAACCAUUUUGUGAUACUUGUUUUGCUGCUGUUAUGCAUCUUUGUUAAAGCAUUAUUAUGUAUUAUAGUGUUUCAUCAUAUAACACUGGCAACUCUACUUGCCAAAUCUAUUUUUAUA